UUCCAUACAGCUUGGGCGUUUCAGUGACGUCACAGACAGGGCGGAGCCAGCAUUCCUGGCGUCUACUUUUGUCUCUACGUGGAGGAGGCAGGGCAGAAAACUGGACGCUGUCUGGAAAUUCGGGCGCACCGACAUCACCUUUUCCUGACUGACCACGUCUGGUCAAUCACAGAAAAAUGUCUGGAAAAAUAACAAAAGAAGAGGAGGAGGAGAUGAGGGAGAUUUUUGAGAAAGUUGAUCUGGACAGCAACGGGUUUAUUAACGAUUACGAACUUGGCGAGCUCCUUAAAGAUGCCGGACACCCCCUGCCUGGCUACAUGGUCCGGGAGACGCUCCAGAAACUGGAUCGCAACAAGGACAACUUGAUCAGCUUUGAAGAAUUCUUGGCGCAAAAUGAUCAACCUGUCAGUUCCAGACACUAUUGACGAGAGAACAAUCAACAAGAAGAAGCUGACACCGUUUACAACACAGGAGAACCUGAACUUGGCUCUUAACUCUGCGUCUGCCAUCGGCUGCCACGUGGUGAACAUCGGUGCACUAGACCUGAAAGAAGGGAAGCCCCAUCUGGUGCUGGGCCUGCUGUGGCAGAUCAUCAAGAUCGGCCUGUUUGCCGACAUCGAGCUCAGCAGAAACGAAGCGUUGGCGGCCUUGCUGAAGGAUGGAGAAACCUUAGAGGACCUGAUGAAGCUGUCGCCAGAGGAGCUGCUGCUGCGCUGGGCCAACUACCACCUGGAAAACGCCGGCUGGCAGAAGAUCAAUAACUUCAGCUCGGACAUUAAAGACUCCAGGGCCUAUUUCCACCUCCUGAAUCAAAUCGCUCCAAAAGGAGACGAAGACAAUCAUCCACGCAUCGACAUCAACAUGUCAGGCUUCAGCGAGAAAGACGACAUAAAGAGGGCCGAAGCUAUGCUGCAGCAGGCCGACCGACUCGGCUGUCGACAGUUUGUCACGCCGACGGACGUCGUCAGUGGAAACCCCAAACUCAACCUCGCCUUUGUCGCCAACCUGUUCAACAAAUAUCCAGCACUGAAGAAACCUGAGAACCAAGACAUCGACUGGGGAUUGUUGGAGGGUGAGACACGAGAAGAAAGAACAUUUAGAAACUGGAUGAACUCGCUGGGAGUAAACCCUACUGUAAAUCAUCUUUAUGUAGACCUACAAGACGCCAUGGUCAUCCUUCAACUCUACGAGAAGAUUAAAGUCCCGGUUGACUGGAGCAAAGUGAACAAGCCUCCCUACCCCAAACUGGGAACCAACAUGAAAAAGUUGGAGAAUUGUAACUACGCAGUGGACCUGGGCAAAGCAACCAAGUUCUCCCUGGUUGGGAUCGGCGGGCAGGACCUGAACGAUGGAAAUCCGACCCUGACUCUGGCUGUGGUGUGGCAGCUCAUGAGGCGAUACACGUUGAAUGUUCUGGAGGAUCUGGGUGACGGAGCGAAGGCAAACGACGACAUCAUUGUGAARUGGGUGAACCAAACCUUGGUGGAGGCUGGAAAAUCCACCAAGAUUCAGAGUUUUAAGGAUAAGGAGAUCAGCAGCAGCCUGGCGGUACUGGAACUGAUCGACGCCAUCCAGCCCGGCAGCGUCAACUUUGAGCUGGUGAAAACCGGCAGCCUCUCUGAAGACGACAAACUGGACAACGCCAAAUACGCCAUCUCUAUGGCGAGAAAGAUCGGCGCCCGUGUCUAUGCCCUCCCGGAGGAUCUUGUGGAGGUCAAACCCAAGAUGGUGAUGACGGUCUUUGCCUGCUUGAUGGGUCGGGGGAUGAAGCGCGUCUAAACAGGCCAGCUGAGAGAACGGUGACCCUAAACAGUUAGCCUUUUGAAAGAGCUCCCCACAAAACUACAGAAAUGAAGUUAAAGUCUUAAACGAGUCAUAAUCCGCAUCUGCAUGUAGCCCCGCCUCUUUCGCCUUACAGAAGUUAUUUCUGAAGAACCAUGUAUUCUCUCAUUGGAGGUGAGGCUGCGUUACUAUCAUCUCUAGAGAUGGCUCUCGUCAAGCCGUUACUCUCAAGAUGCACUACUCCUCGUGUGAAACGAUGUUUUUUUUUUUUUUCCGGACUGAGUACACAUAAUUCACAGCUUCAAGUUCGUUUACAUAUUUUCACCCAGACUGAUAAAUUAUGACCUUGUUGAAGCGCCAGACAUUCUUGAAUUCUUCACUUAAUCCUGAAUAUAUGCAUCAGAAGGCCAAACACAAAGUCAUUCAGGGGAGCUGGAUGUUUUAAGGAGCACACGUAAAAAUAAAAAAUUAUGUUGUCUUAUUUACUGAAGUGCGAGCACAUCUCARUAAGUGGCUCCGUGAACGUCUCUGUAUCCUGAAGCCAUAAUGAGGUCAGUUUCCGAUGAUGUGCUGUUCGUAUUCUCGUUGUGUUUCUUGGGAUUAUUAUGCAAUAUUCUGUAAAUGCUGUCUGAGGGUUUCCGGUCUGUGUUGUGUUGGGAUAAUUAUUAUUAUUUUUGUUUGUGUCUGUACAUUGGAUGAGGAGCAGGCUGACUCUUUAGGCUGUGGUCUCAAAGACGACUUGCGCUUUAAGAUUAUUUUCCUUUUUUUUUUUUUUUUGCCUUCUGUCAUAUUACCGAAAACAAACCGUAACUUCAUGAUAAUCUUUGACUUUGACCAAAUUGAGUUUGGUCUCUCGUUCAUGUCUACUCUUACAAGUAAGUGCUUUACAUGUAACAAUAAAAUACGAAUUUGAAAACGG
Messenger RNA from Austrofundulus limnaeus, 2701 nucleotides. It is a transcript of the gene pls3, whose product is annotated as plastin 3 (T isoform). Gene Ontology annotation, molecular function: calcium ion binding; actin filament binding. NCBI's taxonomy places the organism in Eukaryota, Metazoa, Chordata, Actinopteri, Cyprinodontiformes, Rivulidae. Gene Ontology annotation, biological process: actin filament bundle assembly; actin filament network formation. The record is from RefSeq and is a predicted model, not a curated record. Gene Ontology annotation, cellular component: actin filament; actin filament bundle; cytoplasm.